AUGGCUGAGCCCUUUGUAGUUUGUACUGACUUCCAAGCCUGGUGUAAACAUGUUGCAAUUCAGGCCCAAGGCUUAAUGGAAAAUAUUGCAGUGAGGGAAGAGGGGAGAGACAAGGAGGUGAGUAGAGAGACGACUAGGGAGAAGGAAAUUGAAGGGAUAGACAAGGAGGGAAACAGAGAGAUGACCAGAAAGGGAAAAGGAGGGAAAAAACAUGGACGUGGAAAGUUGAAAAAUCAAACAAUUAAUUUUGGAGCCAUCACCAAUCCCAACUGCUCCAUCGGGGAAGAAGGGAGCGACGAGGAGGGGAGUAAAGAGAUGACUAGGGAGAGCGAUUUGGAAGGUAUAGACGACGGGAGAAGUCGAGAGAUGAUUAGGAGGGGAAAAAUGGGAAUAGACGUGGAGGUGGAAAGUCAAAAAAUAAAACAAAUAAUUUUGGAACCACCACCAAUCCCAACUGCUCCACCCACUCUGGUCCUAUCAGAAGCGAGGGAAGAUGGGAGAGACGAGGAAGGGAGUAGAGAGAUGUCCAUGGAUCCUACCACCACUCACAAUCACGAGCCAUCAAAUCCGCCCCUACCCACCAUAGCCCACCGUGACUCCAACCACGACAUCUUUCUACAACGCCAACCACCACAACCCUCCGUCACCCACUAG
This is a messenger RNA of Dovyalis caffra, 654 nucleotides long. The record is from the annotation of a GenBank genome assembly. NCBI's taxonomy places the organism in Eukaryota, Viridiplantae, Streptophyta, Magnoliopsida, Malpighiales, Salicaceae.